Messenger RNA from Apiotrichum porosum, 3687 nucleotides. RefSeq lists its product as uncharacterized. The record is from RefSeq and is a predicted model, not a curated record. The coding region runs from base 1 to 3687 and encodes 1228 amino acids. The transcript has 6 exons. NCBI's taxonomy places the organism in Eukaryota, Fungi, Basidiomycota, Tremellomycetes, Trichosporonales, Trichosporonaceae. Gene Ontology annotation, biological process: transmembrane transport.
AUGAGACGUGUCCUGCUCAUCGCCGCCGCCGGCGCGCUGGCGGUGCCGGUGAGCGCAGCGGUCAUACAACCCACGUUCACCUCGUGUCUCGACUCGUACUCGCCCGUGGCGCCUGCCGAGGCGCAGCUGGCCGUGUCGGCAGUGUAUGCCGAACUGGUUGGAGGCGACUGGUCCACGGCUCGCAACCUCAACGGCGCAGGCGAGGAUGUCCUCCGCUUCGACCUGCUUGGUACCUCUACCCAAGAGCUAUCGGGAUACAACUCGACCACUGGAAAGCUGGCUACCUUGUUCACCUCGACGUCCGAGGCUGGUGUGACGCAGUACACGCAGUCAUCAUACCUGUGCAACUCAAUCUUCCCAGCCAACAUGACCGAGCCCUAUUUUGGUAACCAGACAUUUUGCCCACUGGCCGGCGGCGACUUUGGCCUCAACGUUUCGGUUCCGCUGUACAACGUCCAUGCCCUGGCGACGUUGCAUACCCAGAUCCGAGGCGUCGACUCUAGUGAGCCCGCCCAGACGCUCUUCUGCAUCGACAUCCACGUCACGCCGUACAAGGCCAACUCUUGGCCCUUUCAGCUGUUUUUGUGGUUCCCUGCGGCCAUUGCAAUGGCGUUUUGGGUCACGACCUGGGCUGCGCGGUUCGCAGCUGGGUGGGUCGUCGGUGUCGACCGCAGCACCAUGGCACGUCGUGAAGUGACACUGCUCAAGUGGGGCACCAUGCUUAUUUCUGGAAUGAGCGGCGAGCGCUUUGGCGUCAGCACCGCGUUGUUACGUUUUGUCACGCCGGGCCUUCGCGAUAUCAUGUACCAUAUCCAGUUUGUCACCAUGCUGGGCAUGAUCGCCGUCAGCUGGCCGUCGUUCUUCUACACCAUUGUGGCGCAGAGCGCAUGGGCGGAUCUCGUGUGGAACGUGUCGCUCGUCUCCGACCAGCACCCCAGCGUGUACUCCACCAACUUUACUGCCCCACUCCCUUGGGCACCGCAGAUGGUCAACCCCACGUAUCCGCUGUAUCUCAAUUCGUCCGGGCCUGGCGUUUUGCUCGACAUUGGCGACACUCCAAGCGGAAUGGCAGCAUGGGCACGUGUCGUGGGCUUGCGUCCCCAGGACUUGUUUGGGACCUGUCUGUCCCUGUUCCUCAUGUUGGCCGCCGUGAUUGUCGUUGUCAGCCUCGCCCUGUGGCUCGUGCAUGCUCUCACCGAGCUGUUUGGACACGACGGCAGUCGGCGCAAUGCCAACCGCGCCAGUUCCGCUGGUCCGGGACUUCCCCGUCAGUCCGCGCAGCGGAACAGCCUUAUGCAAGACGGCGGUUUCAAUGGCCACUCGCGCUCGAGCAGCAACGGCAAGGAAUGGUUCGACCCGCGCGGGUCUGUCGAGCUCAGCCAGGUGGCACUCACGCCGUCGUCGCAGCAGCCCAGGGCCGCUGCUCGCCCGACUACUCGGUCCAAGUUCCAUCGCAUCUGGAACCGUUUCACCCCCAAGGGUGAAGCCGGUGCAUUCCACUUCUCCGCCCUGUACGGCAACCUCCUCCGCCUCAUUCUCAUGUUCCACUUCCCCAUCACGGCCUUCUCAGUGUAUCAACUCUCUCUAUCGGAAGCGUCUAUUGUCUCGCGCGUGUUCGCCGCUCUCGCGCUGACUUUUAUUUCCAUCGUCAUCCCCGCAUUUAUCAUGUACAAAAUCUACCGCACACCGACCGGCAAGCUUUACGACGCGGCGCGUACCCUUCUUGCCCUCGGCACGGUUUACAACGUCUACACUGCCGACAAGCAGCUUUACCGCACGUUGCCUCUCAUUGGCAGCCUCAUCCAGGGUAUCGUCAUUGGCGCUGGUCAGCAGAGCGGACUUGCCCAGGCGGUGGUCCUCAUUCUGGUCGAGCUGCUCACCUUUGUCACCACUGCAUUCUGGAGCCCUUGGGGCGACGGUGCAAGCAUGGGCAACCAGGUUGUCGGCAUCUCCAUCAUGCGGAUUGCGUCAAUCAUCAUGGCCAUGGUCCUGAGCGAUGAGAUUAGCGUCGACGAAACGCCUCAACAGUGGCUCACAUAUGUGAUCCUCAUCAUCCAGGCCGUCGUCUUCGUCUUCUUCUUCUUCAUGGUCCUCACCAAGAUCAUCGAGGGUCUCAUCCGACUGUUUGGCGGUGCGCCGUUUGACGAGUCUACCCACCCCAUUGACGGCGGUAUCUUUGCUGCCAUCAUGGACCUCGACUACUUUAGCGGUCGCAACGUCUCGGUCGCAGGUUCCCUCACGACGCAAAUGAUGCUGGAUCGUCACUCACAGGGCGUCUCGCGUGAGGGAUACCAGAUGGGCUACUAUCCCGUCCAGAACCCCUCGGUCGACCAGUUUGGCCGUGUAGAGCAGUAUGGCCGUUCUGUUGACCAGUUUGGCGGCCAGCGCUCCGUUUCCGACCACGCAAGCUACGUGUCCUCGGACGACACGCACAAUGGCAUCCUGACCGGUUGGCGGCCCAGGGCGUCCUCGACCGCACAGCAGCAGCCUUACUCGACCACCCAGCCACUUGCCUCGCCGAGCGAGAAGCGCAAUAGCUGGGGAGGAGCCACACCUUCUAUUCGCGUGACGGACGGGGAAUAUUACCAGACCCAUGCGCGUGCCCGUUCAUCGGGUGCCAUCAUGGAGGAGCUCGCCUCUCCCAGGUCGCCCCGCUCUCCCAUCACGCCACCCAUGCGCUCGCUGUCGACGUCGCCGGGCCAGAGUCCCUUCCCCUUCCCCCCACCGCAGUACCCUCCCACAGGUGGUCUGCAGGACCGGAACGGUGUUCGUCCCCCGCCCAUAUCUAUUCCUAGGCGCAGGUCGCUUAACAAUAUCGGAGAAGACGAGGCGCAACCGGCCAACCUCAGGCAGGCGACCAAGCGUCGUUCUCGCGGAUCCGGUAACUGGUUCAACCGCAGUAGCCAACUUGACGCCGCUGAGAACGACUACUCGUCAGGCUCCGACGAUGAGCCCGGCCCGAGCCGCCAAUCCCGCCGCCGUCACGACCGUCGUCCGUCUGGCGAACCGCUCACUGCCACUGUUGAGCCCGAGCCAUCUCACGGCUGGCGUGCGCUCUUCACGCGCAGGACAAGGGUCAAGAGCGAGCGGGAGCGCGAUGAGAAUGCUGCACGCAAAGCUGUGGCCGUCAACGAGAGUGGUGCCGCGCUUGUCGGUGUUGCCACUCCAUCGGUCGCGACUCCCCUUGUGGCACCCGCACCUCCCGGAGCCCGCUCCUUCCGCGUUCAGCGCAAGGGACAGCCCCCAGCGCCGCCGAGGCCCUCACUCUCGGGCACGGCGAGCUCGGUGACACCGCUGUUGGCGCCCCCACCGUCGUCGUUCCGCGUGCAGCGCCGUAGCGGCGGCGGGUUGGUCGAUGCGUCGCAGACAUCCAACAUGUCGCACUCGUCGUCGCUCACCACCCCUACGCACAGCACGCCGUCGUCGCCUGCUCCGGACGGCGCGCUGCAGAUCGCCGACCAGAUGGGCUUUGGUGGACGCCGGAGCCGGCCCGCCUCGAGCGUGUCGACCGUCUCGAGUCCUGGACUGUCAUACCUUCCCACAGUCACCGAGCCGGUCACCGACCCGAACCGCACAGAGACCAUCAUGGACGCCGAGGAGGACAUCGCCGCCGUCAACACUGGCGGAUACGCGGCAUCCCUCUUUCGCCCCCUGGACCCGCGCGCGCCGCCUGGUCAAGCGUUAUAA